This is a messenger RNA of Clarias gariepinus (North African catfish), 1023 nucleotides long. RefSeq lists its product as uncharacterized. Gene Ontology annotation, biological process: response to bacterium. NCBI's taxonomy places the organism in Eukaryota, Metazoa, Chordata, Actinopteri, Siluriformes, Clariidae. The coding region runs from base 1 to 1023 and encodes 340 amino acids. The record is from RefSeq and is a predicted model, not a curated record. The transcript is spliced from 6 exons.
AUGAUUUACACAGACCUCAGGCUGAAGAUGCUAAUGUGGAUGACUGUGAUGCUUCUUAAUCUAAUUGACUCUGUACAGACGUAUGAUGUCAAUCAGACGAACCCACUGAUCACGGCUGAUGUUGGUGAUAACGUGAUUCUGCACUGCUUUAGACUGAAAGAAGAAACUGGUGGAGCCAUCGUUUGGUACAAACAAAUAUUAGGACACGAGCCUCGUGUAAUGGUCACAAUUCAACAGGAAUCUAUUUACGAAGAUGAGUUCAAAUCACCAAGAUUCAGCAUCGAGAAAGAAAAAGGGAGCUGGCAUUUAAAAAUUGAUCAUGUGGAGCCAUCGGAUGAAGCCAUGUAUUACUGUGGAUUUAGAAAUUUUUUAACAACUUUUGGAAAAGGAAGCUUUUUAUAUGUAAAGGGUAAACCAGAUGUAGAAGUCUCAGUGUUCCAGAGCGGCGGGUUGGACUCGGUUCCUGCAGGAGCGUCAGUGACUCUGCAGUGCUCGGUUCUCUCUGAGAGCAGAGCAGCAGAACUCCAAGUGCUCUGGUUCAGAGCUGCUCCACCACAAUCCCAUCCUCAAAUCAUUUACACUCAUCACAACAGCAGCCAUCAGUGUGAGAGCGGCUCUUUUACACACACCUGUGUGUACAACUUCUCCAAGAACAUCCUCAGCCUCAGUGAUACUGGGACUUACUACUGCGCUGUGGUUCUGUGUGGCAAGAUAAUUUUUGGAAACGGGACACAAGUACUGUUGAAGAACAAUCCAGAUCCUAAAGGGAUCUACCUUGCAGUAGUGGUGGCAGUGUGUCUGAUUGUGAUCUUCGCGCAAGCUGUUUUUAUCUGUAAAAUGAGAAACUGUGAACAAUCCAGGGUGAGAUCUCAACAAGAUUCUGUAUUGAAGAAAACAUCCAAUCAAGAUUGUGGUGCGGUGGAGCUGAAUUACGCUGCUUUACAUUUCAACAAAAAGAAUGCUAAAAGAGCGACCAGAAAGAGAGAAGAUUGUGUUUAUUCUGAAGUGACAUCUCGUACCUAG